Hydatigera taeniaeformis is the source of this 3756-nucleotide messenger RNA. The record is from the annotation of a GenBank genome assembly. NCBI's taxonomy places the organism in Eukaryota, Metazoa, Platyhelminthes, Cestoda, Cyclophyllidea, Taeniidae.
AUGAGUCGUGACAAUCUUCCGCCGUCGCUAAAUUUCUCCGAGGAGGAGGAGAAGAUCCUUAAGUUCCAUAAUGAAAUUGGGGCCUUUAAAACCUCAUGCAAACUCUCUGCCAAGCGUCCACCGUUCACGUUUUAUGAUGGACCACCAUUUGCCACUGGAUUGCCACACUACGGACAUAUUUUGGCAGGUACAAUAAAGGACGUGGUUACGCGUUUUGCAUACAGCGAGGGCUACCACGUGGAGCGUCAUUUUGGGUGGGACUGUCAUGGUCUGCCUGUGGAGUACGAAGUGGACAAGUUGAACAACAUUAAUGGUCCACAGGAUGUCGAGUUGAUGGGCGUGGCAGCUUACAAUGCUAAAUGUCGCGAGAUUGUAAUGCGCUAUUCUUCGCAAUGGCGGACUGUCGUUCAACGCAUUGGUAGGUGGAUCGACUUCGACGACGACUAUCGUACAAUGUACCCCGCCUUCAUGGAAUCCGUGUGGUGGGUUUUCAAACAGCUCUAUGAUAAGGGUCUUAUAUAUCGUGGUGUGAAGGUGAUGCCCUUCUCUACGGCCUGCUCUACACCACUGUCAAACUUUGAGGCGGGUUUGAAUUACAAAGACGUCCAGGAUCCUGCCAUAGUUGUAUCAUUCCCUGUCGAAGGUCUUAGUGACAAUGCACCCAAUUCCUGCGUUGAAUUACUUGCUUGGACUACCACACCUUGGACUUUGCCCAGCAAUAUGGCGUUGUGUGUCAAUCCGGAGAGGGACUACGUCAAAAUCAGGGAUAAGGAUAGGAACAGGAUAUUUGUUAUGAUGGAGUGCCGCCUGGAAUGGUUCUACAAAAAAGCAGAGAACUACGAAAUUUUGGAGAAAAUGAAAGGCAAGGAUCUGGUUGGUUUGAAGUACAAACCCUUGUUCGACUACUUUGUCAAGCUUAAAGAGCUGAGUGGCGCCUUCCGUGUGGUUGGUGACAUCUACGUAACCGAGGAAACGGGAACGGGAGUUGUACACCAGGCGCCCUAUUUCGGUGAGGAUGACUUUAGAGUAUGUCUACGCGAAGGCAUUGUGACGAAGGCGAUGGCACCAGUGUGUCCAGUGGACGCAAGUGGUCGUUUCACAGCAGAGGUGGUGGAUUUCGCUGGGCAAUACGUGAAAGACGCUGAUCGGUCAAUCUGUCAACACCUAAAGCACGCUGGACGGCUUGUACAUCAAUCCACUCUUCAACACAGUUACCCAUUUUGUUGGAGGUCAGAUACUCCUCUUUUGUACAAGGCGGUACCGACGUGGUUUGUGCGUGUUGAGAGUCUGGUGGAUCGUUUAUUGGCCAACAGUGCGGCGACGUACUGGGUGCCUGAGUUCAUAAAGGAAAAGCGUUUUGCGAACUGGCUGAGAGACGCACGAGAUUGGGCCAUCUCACGCAAUCGAUAUUGGGGCACGCCUAUACCUUUGUGGGUGUCGGAGGACUUAGAGGAGGUGGUAUGCGUCGGCUCUCUUGACGAGUUGGAACGGUUAUCCGGCCAUCGACUCACCGACCUUCACAAGGAGUUUGUGGAUCCAAUUACGAUUCCGUCACGCAUGGGUAAGGGCGAGUUACAUCGCAUUUCGGAGGUGUUUGACUGCUGGUUUGAGUCAGGUUCGAUGCCCUACGCUCAGAUGCAUUACCCCUUCGAGAACGUAGAGCGCUUCAAUACGGGCUUUCCGGCGGACUUCGUGGCGGAGGGAGUGGAUCAGACCCGUGGAUGGUUCUACACACUCUUUGUUCUUUCCACUGCCCUCUUUGACCAACCGCCUUUCAAAAAUCUUAUCGUCAACGGCAUUGUACUUGCCUCUGACGGACAGAAGAUGAGCAAAAGGCAAAAGAAUUAUCCAGACCCGUGCAAAAUAGUGGAACAGUAUGGAGCCGAUGCACUGCGACUCUAUCUUGUUAAUUCCCCGGUGGUGCGUGCCCAGAGUCUGCGAUUUUCUGAAUCUGGUGUGCGCGAUGUCUUGAAGGACGUCUUUAUUCCUUGGUAUAACGCCUUCCGUUUCCUCAUGAAGUCGGGCAUCGAGCCUUGGGAGAGGGCUCACAACGCGACAUUUCGAGUGCGUCCAGAGGCGUGGCCGAAAUCCCGGAACCUGAUGGAUCGGUGGAUACUGUCCUUUACUCAGAGUUUGCUCUUAUUCGUGCGUACCGAAUUGCGAGCCUACCGCCUCUACACGGUGGUGCCGCGACUUGUGUGCUUCAUCGAACACCUUGUUAACUGGUACAUUCGCAUGAACCGGCGUAGACUGAAGGGCGAAGCAUCGACGGAGACUGGAGUGGCAACAGACACAGACGAGGAUUGGUACGGUGCACUGCACACUCUCGUAAAGGUCUUCUUCCAACUCGUUUUCGUGAUGGCGCCCUUUGCGCCUUUUUUCACAGAGUUCAUCUACCAGCGCCUCAAGACUAAACUUGACUUCUCCAAAUUUCCUCUUGAGGAACUAAGGGACGAUGAUUCAGGCGCUGUGGGAGAAGAUGGGGCGCCGGCAUCGGUGCACUAUCUUGUAGGUGUGUCAGCAGAGGGCAAGGGUAUUGACGAAGCCCUGGAGGCGCGGGUAGCAUGGAUGCAAGCAGCGGUGGAACUGGGGAGGAGUAUCCGUACUCGGCAUGACCUACCUCUUAAGGCACCCUUGCGCGCCGCCGUGGUGAUCCAUCCUCUUGCGGAAGCUCGUGAGGCUGUCAUCGCUCUUGCGUCUUACGUGACGGAAGAACUUAAUGUACGCAAUCUCACUGUCACUGACGACAAGGCUACCUACAAUGUGUGUCUACGUGCUCGUCUUAACCCCGCCCUCGGCGCGCGCCUUCGUGCUCGUCUUCCUCUCCUUGCUGCAGCUGUAUCCACCCUCCCACAAUCUUCUAUGGAGGCUUAUCUCACAACGGGUGAGAUGACAGUCCAUGGUGAGCUACUGAGCGGUGAUGACGUGACAGUCGACUACGUGGUUGGUGAAGAAGUCGACCUCGAGAACCGCGAUGCCAAAGCGAAAGGUUCGAAGGGCAAAUCAGUGGCGAUCGGAGGGGUGCCAUCAGGGGCGACGGAGGGACCCAAGUACGAGGCGCAUACCGAUGGGAAAGGCUUACUGGUGUUGUUGGACGUGCGAGCAGAUACGGCGUUGGAAGAAGAACGUUUGGCCCGCGAAAUCAUCAAUCGGAUACAACGCGCUCGCAAGAAGGGCAACUUGGUGCCAGAGGACGCCAUCCAGGUGGUAAUUUCGACGAACUCAGAGGUGCUUCCUCGUGUUCUCGCCUCCCACGCUGCACUCAUCGACUCCACCGUGAAGCAGCCAAUUGUUUGCUGUACCACUGCAGAUGCUGCCUUGUCGACGGCUACUGAGGCUGUUCAGACAAGGGGGGAGCGGCUAGGCAGCACUGUAGUCUCCGAUGCCACAACAAUCCCACCAGAUGACUUGGUUGUUACAAUCUUUCAUCGAAUCGUCGCUGCCCAAGUCGAGGUCGGCUACAGUAUCGCCAAUGCCACCGUCGCUUUGGAGUCACAGAUGCCCUGUGAACGUUUAAACACCAAAAGUUUGAAGGUCAGCUGUCCAGAAAUGAGUGGAACCAUCGACGUUUGCCUUAUGGACGUCGAUGGCAAGCAACUGAUCACUGGCGUUAUGGAGUUGCUUGAUGUAGUUCGGGGUGCGUUUGGUUGGCGCUCGGCGGCAAAUCUGCGAUUGAUGCACUCAGGGACGGAGCUCACUUGCAACUCAACGGUGAAUGUGCUCAAGUUGGCUGGAGAGGAGCUGUGCUUGGUGUAA